Molecule: messenger RNA, 498 nt
Organism: Penicillium verhagenii
Lineage: Eukaryota; Fungi; Ascomycota; Eurotiomycetes; Eurotiales; Aspergillaceae
Exons: 1
Coding region: 1-498 (165 amino acids)
Source: RefSeq, a predicted model, not a curated record
AUGACUUCCAGGUCAACACUAAUUGCCCCUGUUCGAUCCCUCCUGAACACACUCACAACCCCCAACCCCAUCUCAACCAUCACAUCAACCUUCACCACCAAACCCGCUCCCAUUGCUCACGAAUAUGGUCUUCCGCAAUUGGCGCCCUUCCUUGGUCACACAUACACAGGAAUAGACGGCCCAGAAGGGAUAUCCGUCUAUUUCGGGAUUCUCGUCGAAACUCUCGAUAUCAAGUCGAUGACUUUUGAGCCCGAAUCCAAUUGGCUCGUUGACGAUACCAAUAUGGCAAUCUGUCUGCGUGGAAGUGCAAAGUUCAUUUGGCGCCAGACGGGCCAGUGGUGGGAUGAGACUUUUAUUUAUCGAAUCGUGCUUGCAAAAGACACGAGCGAAGAUGACGAUAAGCGGGACCAAUACUUGGUUUCGGAAUACAAGGUUUGGGCUGAUACCGGGGCGGCGUAUCUUGCUCGGACUGGGGGUUUACACCGAGAGAGCCACUGA